Molecule: messenger RNA, 198 nt
Organism: Lindgomyces ingoldianus
Lineage: Eukaryota; Fungi; Ascomycota; Dothideomycetes; Pleosporales; Lindgomycetaceae
Exons: 2
Coding region: 1-198 (65 amino acids)
Source: RefSeq, a predicted model, not a curated record
AUGGCGAUUUUGAUAACAACUAUCGAGUGUUGUUAUUUCAUAACUGCAUCCUAUACUUGCUCACUCAUGCUCACUGGGUCAUCUUUCUCACUCCCCCACGAUAUUCACGAGGAUAUCGAUUCCUCCAAAUUUUCCAGAUAUAUAUCCACAAGUGUCUGGAUAUCUUUCGCUUUCGUGACGUCUGCUUGGACGACUUGA